Messenger RNA from Carassius gibelio (silver crucian carp), 3226 nucleotides. RefSeq lists its product as uncharacterized. The transcript is spliced from 10 exons. The coding region runs from base 1266 to 2789 and encodes 507 amino acids. Lineage: Eukaryota; Metazoa; Chordata; Actinopteri; Cypriniformes; Cyprinidae. The record is from RefSeq and is a predicted model, not a curated record.
CCUUAUAUUGUAGAAUAGUAUCCUGAUAUUAUAUAUGACUGACUUAAAACAAUGUUUUGCAUUCACUGCUUUCAUAUUCUCAUUCAGUUUACAGUUUGAUGUAGCCCUAUCCAAUUAAACAAUACAUGAUUAGGUUUCAGGAAAUUUUAUUUGACUUUAUGUACUACUCAGUAAACAAAUUUGGACCAGAUUUGGCAUGCGUCUGGCACAGCUGGCAUCUAUCCGGAACUGGCAUACAGCAUGUGGGCCAAACAUGGCCCGGGUUUGGUAGAGAUGGCACUGGGUUAAAAACGGCACCCAAGACAUGGGCCAGAUGUCAAAUAUAGAUAUGUGGGCCACAUAAGUAUAGCCGAUCUUGACCCACAUUUAAAAUCCAUUUCAAAUAUUUUUGAUUCAAAUUUUAUAUUUUUGAUAAAACUGUAAUUGUUUGAUUUCAGUUCCUGCACAUUGCUAAAUAACUACUUAGACCACAUUUUUUUUAUGCCAUGUCCUGUACACCAGUGGACUUUUCAUAAUUUAAAAUUUUUCCACUGUAAUUUCUAUGAGAUAUAUGAUUAAAUCCUGCAUUCAAUAUUAUAUUGUAUUAUAAUAUUCAAAGUUACUCUAUGAUAAUUUCCGUUACCAGUUGGUUAAUUAAGAUGAUCACAAAUUGAAGAUAUAUGUGAUUGGAGAGAUUAAAUAUAUUUGAGAAAUGAUAGAAACGUGUUGCCAUUUAUGACAAAUAUUUCUAGAAACACAGCUUCCGCAUGAAUCAGUGGAUUAGUGUCAGUUAGCCCAAUUUGCGCCAAUCAGGAUUUCAAAAUCCCGGAAAUGCGAAGCUGACCUAUCAGAGCGAAAUUGGCCGAAAGGCGCAAUUAUCAAAUGCAGUGCUUCAUGGGAUUGUAGUUUUUUUACCCAGUUGGCUUUAACACACAUAGUCUCGUACUUUUGUAUUUUUUACAAAUGUUCAAAUAUUUUUUAUUUCGGAUCGAAUAUUGUACACGUUGUGAUUCAAGUUUUAGCUGGUUGUUAUGAUUCAUGGUUUAUAACGCUUUAAAGCAACAAAUCUCCAAAGAGGAAAAGUGAAUGAAAAUACUCCCGGAACCAGUAGGUCGAAAAAGUGGGCGGGCGCUUCAGUCUUGCACAGACUUCAGAAACGGUCAAGCACUGAACCGGGAUUUCGGGGAAAAAAACGGGAACCGCUGUGUCCAUUUUGUUUUACUGUCUUUGCGGGGAAAGCCAGCAGAGUUGGAGGAAGAACAAAAAGGAUUCUGUAAAGUCACAGUAUGGAUAAGAUGUUUCACAUUGUUGUCUUUGACAAGACAAAUGAGGUUGAAGUUGUGCCUUCAGUCUGGAUUAAAAAUGGAGAGUGCAUGUGGCCUCCAAAUAAGAUAGAUAUAACAAAAGCUGUGAAAUCACAGGAGAGUCCUGGAGAUGACUGGAAGCCCCAUAAGGCCAGAAUUAUUUUCACGUCACAUGACUACAAGGAAGCUAGACGCAAACUACCACUUGCUGUUGAUCACACAGACAUUGAUCAGACCGAUGGAGGAGACUCACCAAUUACAUUUCAAAGAAAAAGAAUACCCAAGAACAUUCUUUUCCCUGGAGAAGACGACGACGAUGAUAAUGCGAUGGAAGAGCACCUGAAAGAACCAAAAUCAAGAAAAGGAAGGUAUUCUAUACCUGAUGCUCCGAAAAUUGCUAGACAUGCCAACAAAUUAGACCCAGGAAAGCCAAACUGCCCUAAGAUCUUCCACAGUACUCUUGCCCUCCGCAAUGAUGAGAUGGAAGGAAUUAAAGCAACAAAGUCCAAAAAAAAGAGGUAUGCCUUACCUAAUGCUCCAGUGAUCUCUAGGGAACAGAUUUCUCCUGCAGUAGACAACCUCCACCUUAGUGGCCAAGGCAGAACUGACCUUCAUUCACGCGAUCAUAGCAGUCUUGAUGUUAGCCUACAUGGCCAAAGCAGUCCUCACCUUCGUCCACAUGGCCAAAAGAGUCCCAAUCUUCUCCCAAGUUGCUACAGUCCUGACUUGUAUGCAGAUUGCCACAGCACUCCUGAGAUCCACUCAAGUCAGCAGACCAGCAUUGCUAUGUUAUCAUCGGGCUUGAAUUUUCUCUCCGAGAGUUGUACAUUAAGUAAAUCAAGCACUGAGACCCUUUUAAGCCAAGCCAACGUUGAGGUCAGAAGACCAGCCCAUAAAAGUAAAGAGAUCCAUAAAAAAAAGCACUCCGAACCUUCAACGCUCCCUCAGCCACACCAGACCAUGGACAUCGAGCAAACAUCCAGUCACCAAAUUUUUCUUCUUCGUAAUAUAUUAACAAAACAGGAGAUGCUUAUGGACCAAAUGCGAAUUAUCAUGAAGACCCUCCAGUGUAUGCAAUCAAGUCAGGAGACAGAGAUAGGCCUAGAUCGAAAUUUGUUGCCUCUCAAAGAUCUCACUUCUCUACAGAGCAUGGAGGGCAAUCUGCGGAGUACUCCUGACCUCCAUAAGCAAUUGGUAAACACUCUGGCUCUUAAAGGUGGGGCGGACGUGCAGGAGUCUGUUUGGAGAAUCAUGCAUGGUCUGUUUACCAACUCCUUGGCGAGGAAAGUUAACAUGAGAGGAUUGAAUGGAAAGAUUAGCUUCCUACGCCUACAGAUACGAGAUGUUGUGAUUGCGGCUGUGAGACGUAACCGUCUAACAUCCGAUGCCACAGAGAAAGACAUUGAUUCCACCGUUAAAAGAUGGCUGUAUCUGGCCCCAGACAGAGAUGGUGGACGGAAAGAAAGGAUGAAGAGCAAAGUGCUUAAGGACAAUAUGACUGGUUAACAGGAUUCAGGCUUGGAUGUUCAAAAGCUCUGUCGAGAGUUCAAAUUGUUCAGUGACAGAAUGACUGUUUCAGAGUCAUUUGAAGAGUACUACUUGUUCCUAGCCAUAAACGUGGACAUAAAAAGUGUUUUGUGAAGUGAAACUUGUUGAUGAAACAUGUUCUAGUGUUAUAUGUUUAGUGAAUCUUAUUCGUGACCAGAAACAUGGAUGUUCAAGCAUUAAGCAAAGCAAUGAAACUUGAUGAUCAAGUACCACUUAAAGUGAAACAUCAUAAACCAAAAAAACAGCACUUGUUUUAUUUUUGUUUUUAUUUAUUUUUAGCUGAACUGACAGAGGAGUGUCAUUUUAGAGAGGAGUUUGUACAACGGAAAAAUGUCAUGAUGAAAAAACAGAUGCCAAUGCUUUGAUGUUUAACACAAUUAAAUAUUUGUUCAGAA